Drosophila yakuba is the source of this 604-nucleotide messenger RNA. RefSeq lists its product as uncharacterized. The transcript has a single exon. The record is from RefSeq and is a predicted model, not a curated record. NCBI's taxonomy places the organism in Eukaryota, Metazoa, Arthropoda, Insecta, Diptera, Drosophilidae. The coding region runs from base 1 to 531 and encodes 176 amino acids.
AUGUCGUACCUACUCACGGAAAUAGCGCUGGAGAUGCUGGGCUACAAGUUCUACGAUACCAAUGGCACCUUCCACCUGACCAACUUUCAAAACAACUCGACGCUCAGCGAAUUGCAUCCGGAUGAGCCCUCGCUGGCGGAGUUCAUUGAACAAACAAAUCAGGAGCCGGAGCAGCAGCAGCAGCAGGAGCUGCACACGCUGGCGGUAAGAGAGGGGGCGGACCUGGAUGCCUCAACCAUUCCCGAGUCGCGCAAUCCGAGACGCACGCCGGCCAAGGCGCUGGCCAAAAUAAUGGACUACGAGAGCGAGAAGAUAGUCAACCAGAUCAGCACUCGUCUGGAGCGUUCGGUGGCACGUCGGGCGGCGGCGGACAGCGACGAACAGCUGGCAGAGAUCAUCGACGAGGAGAGGAAGUUAAUCGCGUCGGAUGCCGCUGUAAUGCAUAAGUUUCGCGAAUUCGUGCAGAGCCGCCUGCAGCGAUUGGACAAGCUGCCCUACGAAAAAUACGCACGCACUUUCGGGCCGGAAUAGGUUGCUGCCGUGCAAUGGCAGAGUGAAACCAUUAGAUUGUUUAGUAAAUAAAUUAAUAAAUAAGUUACCGAAA